Xiphias gladius (swordfish) is the source of this 2591-nucleotide messenger RNA. RefSeq names its product homeobox protein Hox-A13a. Gene Ontology annotation, molecular function: RNA polymerase II cis-regulatory region sequence-specific DNA binding; DNA-binding transcription factor activity, RNA polymerase II-specific. The transcript has 7 exons. Bases 873 to 1781 code for a protein of 302 amino acids. The record is from RefSeq and is a predicted model, not a curated record. NCBI's taxonomy places the organism in Eukaryota, Metazoa, Chordata, Actinopteri, Istiophoriformes, Xiphiidae. Gene Ontology annotation, biological process: regulation of transcription by RNA polymerase II; anatomical structure development. Gene Ontology annotation, cellular component: nucleus.
CGGAAGUCUCGUUCCGUGUCUCCUCGGAGAAUUUCAAAAAAAAAGUUGCUAUCAUGUGAAGUUGCAGCCGCCAAUGGGCAAUCGACAGCCUCUGCCUGUUUAUUGAAGAUCUGUUGUGCGUCACAUAGCUGAAGAUCUGACUAAUUAUCUCUGCCCAAGUUUAAGCUGGCGUUCACUGCUUACAGGCUACCUCCUCAUGCUGUUUCAGUCCUGAUCAGAUGAGGAUUUGCUGAGCACCGAAGGCGUGAAAGUGACAAAAGCGUCAGUCCUGCUAGUUGGGGAGCAAGCGAAGUCCGAGCCGGAGGGCCUGGUUGAGAUGCCGUUGGAUUGACUGGAGUGACAGGCCAGGCAGGAGCAGGGGCUUCCACCGGGACCGAGGCCGUGGGUCGGGCCCGGGUACAGGGAGGGGUGUCUGAAGGCGCACAGGAGCUCCGGCCUCUGGGGUGUGUUUUUAAUCCCUUGUGGGAUCGUGUGCAACAUCGGAAUACAACACACUGCAGCAUUCUGGUUUUAUAAAUGGGGGAUCUCCCCUGGUCAGCGGCUGUGUAAUGACACCCAGGUCCUCCUGCAACGCAGACAAAGGCUGCUCGGUGCGAGUCCGUGAAGGCCACAGGCUACGCAAAUCGGUCACGUGUGUUGAAUCAUAGCCGUCCUCGUUAUUGCACAAUCGCCAUCUGAAAUGAAGCAGACAGGACAAAAGCGCAAUCCCUUCAUAGCCCGCUCACGUGACAACAUCUGGACCAAUGGGGGCGCCGCCUCGGCGCUCUUGUGCGCGUCAGAGUGGCUUUACUCUCUGGGAACCAGUAUCUCCUUUUUUCAGUCUCUGGGCUUUUUAAAAAAGAGCCAGAAGCUUCAAUGUUGGAUGCCGUGCUAUGACAACGUCACUGCUUCUCCGUCCGCGCUGGGUCGACCCGUCGGUGAUGUUCCUCUACGACAACGGCGGAGGUUCCGAUGAAGUGAGCAAGAACAUGGAGGGUUUCGCUGGUGGCAACUUUGCUGCGAACCAGUGCAGGAAUCUGAUGGCGCACCCCGCGUCCCUGGCACCCAGCACGGCGUACUCCUCCAGCGACGUGCCCACCUCCGGUAUGGGCGAGCCGGUCAAACAGUGCAGCCCGUGCUCUGCAGCUCCGAAUUCGUCCAGCGCCUCCCUGCCAUAUGGGUACUUCGGCAGCAGUUAUUACCCGUGCAGAAUGUCGCAUCACAGCAGCAUAAAAUCGUGCGGAGCGCAGCCUCCCUCCGCGUAUGGAGAGAAAUACAUGGACACAUCCGCGUCGGGCGACGACUUCACCUCUCGGGCAAAGGAAUUCGCUUUUUAUCCGACCUACCCUUCAGGCCCAUACCAACCUGUACCGAGUUACCUGGACGUCCCCGUGGUGCCAACUAUCAGUGCGCCGUCAGAGGCCAGACAUGAGUCCCUGCUACCUAUGGAGAGCUACCAACCGUGGACUCUCGCCGCCAACGGCUGGAACGGCCAGGUUUACUGCGCCAAGGAGCAGCCCCAGCCCGGACACAUGUGGAAGUCCUCCAUACCAGACGCAGUGUCCCACGCCGGGGGAGACUCUGGCUCUUAUCGACGUGGAAGAAAGAAACGCGUGCCAUACACCAAGGUGCAACUGAAGGAACUCGAGCGCGAGUACGCCGCCAAUAAAUUUAUCACGAAGGACAAAAGGAGGAGGAUAUCAGCCCAGACCAACCUGUCUGAGAGACAGGUCACAAUAUGGUUUCAGAACAGACGCGUAAAGGAGAAGAAAAUUGUCAACAAAUUGAAAACCAUCAGCUAGUUGGUUUUUUUUAUAUAUAUAUAUAUUUUUUUUUAUUACGGACAGUAUCAGUGGGAGAUCAACUACUACCACACACACACACACACACACACACACACACACACACACACACUUGGACUCAUGGAUUGGAAUAACAAAACUCCUUCCUAACUGAACAUGAUUUUAUUUUAUUUGUAUGUUGCCAAAUGAUUUCCCGGAGCCUCUGGAACCAAAUUUCGGGUGGCCAUGAAUGCUGGACCCUCCAUUCCCUGCCACUUGUUGUUUAAUAUUGUUUAAGGAGUCAAGUGGAAGGAAAAGAGAAAAUAUGUAGCUGCAGUAUAUGUGACUUUUUUUUUCCUUUUUUUGUUUUUGUUUUCUGGCAUGCUCACUUUCAACGCAGGAAAACUGACCCCAGCUCAGAAAGGUGUGCGCCACCGAGCUACGCCUUUUAUCUGCAAGUUUAACGAGAGCGAUAAAAGGCAAAGAUUCACAGGAAGUGACGGUGUAACGGAUUUGGACCUUGGGGAUGUUAAAUAUUAAUCUCUCCUGCCUUCCUUUUAAAACCUACUCACAUGCUUAGCUUGUAUGAAGUUUAGUCUUAUCAUACGAAUCCGUGCUCUCAUUCAUUAUCCAAUCCAUGGUGCAAUUCUUAUUAUAAUGCUUAGAUAAUCGUUCGGGGUAUGUGUUCAUAUCAAUCAUAACUUUUAUAAUGUGUGCGUAUUCAUGUGGUUGUAUAUAAAGUAAAUUCCGGCAUGAUAUCCAGGUUAUUUGUGUGUGCGUCCAUUAUGUCGGUGUUUAAAGUCCGUUCCAAUAAAAUAUGGACUUUGUUGA